Tricharina praecox is the source of this 1357-nucleotide messenger RNA. RefSeq lists its product as uncharacterized. The transcript is spliced from 2 exons. The record is from RefSeq and is a predicted model, not a curated record. The coding region runs from base 385 to 1233 and encodes 282 amino acids. NCBI's taxonomy places the organism in Eukaryota, Fungi, Ascomycota, Pezizomycetes, Pezizales, Pyronemataceae.
AGGUCAAUUUUAAAGUAAGGUAAAGCGAGGAAAAGGGCCUGGCGAGUAUCUGAGUAGAGUAAGCUGCGAGUCGUGGAUAUGAAGGUAGGUGCCUUACUCUACAGCAUAGCAUAGAUAGCACUACUUACUCUAUAGGCAGGGACGAGACGACGAUGAUACUGAUGGCGAUGCCACUGCCACUGCCGCCGCCGGAGAUAUGAGCUGCUGGAUGCUGAAACGUUAACGGUCGGGCUGGAACGCAAUAUCCUGGAAACAAACCCCCGACCCCCGACCCCCCCCGACCCCGACCAACAACGACGACGUGUACCGUGUACGCAACGGCGGCGGCGGGUACAUAGAGUACGACGGGGGGGAUGGAGGGAUGGAUGGGGAUGGAGGGAUGGGAUGCGGCGGAGAAGGAGGAAAACGGCUGUUGCAGUUCUGUAUGGAUGCACAGUUUGUACCAUACAUAGGAGCUGGCUGCUGGCUGGGAAGGUGGGAGUGGGCAGAGUUCGGCGGCUGCGUUGUGAUGCGUUCGUUGAUAGGAGUGGGCUGGAGGUAUCAAUGUACUCUAUACACCUAUCUGUAUGGCCUAUCUGCACGGCUCAUCUCGAGUCGGUGAGGACUUCGUUCCCUCAUUCGUUUCGCCGUUCAUUCCAUUCGAUCGUUCAAUCGAUCAUCAGUCAGUGGGCGCGGCUAUGUAAGUAUGGGCCAGUAGUUUCCGUGUACGAGCACCAUCUAGAAUCAUCCUACUCCCGAUGGAUGUGCACGACUCGAUUGCUCUGCUCUGCUUCGAUGCGGCAGCAGCAGCAGCAAAAAAAAAAAAAAAAAACAAGGGGCACGUGUGAGUGGACAAUAUCAUCGCAACCACGAUCUAACGCCAAUCGGUUCGAAGUGGCGGUCAAAGAGAGCAGACAGGCGAGCAGAGAACGAAGAAGAGUGGAGGGAUCCAAGGGCAGAAAGUCUUGUCUAAUCGAACAGGAGGAAGACCCUUGCCCGGCUUGCUGUGCUUGCUGCUUCCUCCUACCUCCUCCUACCUCCUCUAGAGUAACUGUUCGAUCGCUGCCUUGCCCUCCUCCUCCUCCUCCUUCCUUCUCUUCCUCUUCCUCUUCUUCAUCCCCCACCCACCUCACACCACUCUCCCACUUCUUCUACUUCUUUCUCUCUUCCCUCUUCCCUCCCUCCUUCUCCGCUUCUUGUGCUGCUUCUGUGUUUCUCUCCCUCCAAAAUACACAGUACCCCCUCUGUACGUAACACCCACCCCCCUCCCCCCCAUAGUCAAACGGAACUGCACUUGCCAACCGCCCAUCUGAUCCCCUUCCAUUUCCCCCUUCACCACCCCCUCCAUUACCAGCCACAGCUUCCGUCCCGAUCUCAC